Molecule: messenger RNA, 1519 nt
Organism: Meloidogyne enterolobii
Lineage: Eukaryota; Metazoa; Nematoda; Chromadorea; Rhabditida; Meloidogynidae
Source: the annotation of a GenBank genome assembly
UUUCUGUCGUUUGCGUCAUUUUUGCCGUUGCUGUCUAUUUCCUUUCUAAUUUCUGUUCACUUAACUUUGAAAUUAUUCUGAGACCAAUAGGGGGUUGUUGGGAUAUUUUUCUAAAUACCUAUACCCGCCUUUAGGACUUGGAGGGAAAACAAUGUCAACACCAGAUUUACAUUUAACAUCAACUUCAUUGGCUACUAUCCCCGUAUUUAAACAACAACAACAUUCACCAAUUUUGUCAAGGGAAGCUUUUGCUGCCGUUUUUCAAUCUUCUACAACCUCCUCUUAUGGACAACUACAUCAGCAAAGAAUUAGUCGUCAAAAUAGCCCAAAUAAUUCAAUACAAAAUGAAAUAAAUUUGAGGACAUCAACAACACGUUUGGUUAAUAGUUGCAAUUUGGCUGAGCUAACACCUUCAACUGGCCACUCUUCAACAACCACAUUAAAAUCUGAUGAUGAAAGAUGGAAAAUAACAACACCUGAUCAUCUACAACAACAUCAACCACUUGUUGUUUGUCCACCACAAAUUACUAUUGCCCAACAAAGCCCUUAUUCAGCAAAAUCAUCACCUUCCGAAUAUAAUUGUAAUAUUAAUGAAAAUGAGAGUAAUAUUAAAGAAAUUGGACGUCAACAACAACAUCAGCAGCAACAAAUGCAAAAUAAUUAUCAUGGAAGAGAAAAACAUAAAAAAUAUAAAAAAUUUAGUUGUGGAGAAAGCAGUGCUGAUAGUCAAGUUAGCUCAACUAGAGGAGGAAGAGGAAGACGGUCUGCAAUAAAUGAUAUGCCGCCAGAUGAACGUCGUGUAACCAUUUUGGAAAGAAACAAGGCGGCAGCUGUACGUUACAGAAAAAGAAAAAAGGAAGAACAUGACGAGAUUGUUGAAAAAGUGCAUAUAAUUGAACAAGAGAAGAAUGCGCUAGAAACUCAAAAUUCUGUUCUUCGAAGAGAAUUGGAACGUUUAACAUUUUUAUUACAGGAAAGAGAAAGUCGUUGUAUUUGUAAAGCAAAUCAAUUACAAGUUGGUGUAAGCAUAAUUGGACCUCCAUCACUCCAACAACAACAACCAGAUGAAUUACAUCAACAACGGAGUCCAUCAACAUCAAGUUUUUUAAAUGGUUAUAGUUCUGGUCAUCCUCAUUCGCAUCAUCAUCCUCAACAACAAAUACGUCCUGGUUCUGCACAUUCUGCACAAUAAAUAAACAAGUUUUUUUUUAAUUUUUGUGAAUAGAAUUUUAGUUGUUAUUUUUUAAUAAUAAUCUCUUUUUUUGGCUGCCCAAAAAAAUAAUAUAAAGAUGAAAAUAUUUAAGUAAAUUAGGGGAUUUUUGAGAAAAACGUUGGGAGAGUGGGACAAAAUGUCUCACUUUAAUUUUUUGAUUUUUCUGAAUUUUGGUGUAUUUUAAAAUAGGAUUGUGAGAAAAAAUGGGAGGGGGUGGGACGAAAUGUCUUACUUUAAUUUUUUAAAUGAAUUAAAAUUUAUUUUUUGAAUUCCUAAGUGAAUUUUUAAAGAAAAUAUUUUCAUCUA